Molecule: messenger RNA, 1598 nt
Organism: Betta splendens (Siamese fighting fish)
Lineage: Eukaryota; Metazoa; Chordata; Actinopteri; Anabantiformes; Osphronemidae
Gene: slc25a19
Product: solute carrier family 25 member 19
Exons: 7
Coding region: 175-1161 (328 amino acids)
Biological process (GO): thiamine pyrophosphate transmembrane transport
Cellular component (GO): mitochondrial inner membrane
Molecular function (GO): thiamine transmembrane transporter activity
Source: RefSeq, a predicted model, not a curated record
UUUUCUCUUUGAAAGGCGCAGUUGAACCUGGAAGUAAUACAAAGUCAUGACGUUUCGUGGAAACAUGGUCUUAUUUUGUUGGUGUAAGACACAUCGUGAUUCUGUUAUCGUUCUAUUAAUACAAUUUAUGAAGGACUUUAAUUCGUGGUAACAGCGGCCUGGGCUCGCAGAAACAUGGUGGGCUAUGACCCUGGUGCUCAGGGAGCUGCUCUCUCUCCAGAGGAGGCAGCCCUGGCUGGGUCAGCAGCUGGGAUGGUCACUCGAGCCCUCGUCAGCCCAUUUGACGUGAUUAAAAUCCGCUUUCAGCUGCAGAUUGAGCGAGUGUCUUCGCUGAGGCCGGCGGGGAAGUACUGGGGCUUGUUUCAGGCUUCUCGCUGCAUUCAUUCAGAGGAGGGGAUCUCCGCUUUUUGGAAGGGCCACAUUCCUGCACAGCUCCUCUCCAUCAGCUACGGUGCCGUCCAGUUUGCCAGUUUCGAGUUUCUGACCGAAGCAGUGCACAAGGCGACGGCGUACGACAGUCAGACAGCGGGGGUUCACUUUGUGUGUGGUGGCUUGGCAGCCUGCUCCGCUACGGUGGUCUGCCAGCCCCUGGACACACUGCGCACACGCUUUGCGGCUCAGGGAGAACCUAAGGUGUAUAGGAACCUGCGACACGCUGUGUUUACAAUGUGCCACUCCGAAGGAGUACGGACGUUUUACCGUGGACUGACUCCCACGCUCAUGGCCGUGUUUCCAUAUGCUGGGCUGCAGUUUUUCUUCUACAACGUCUUUAAAAAGCUUCUUGCUUCGCAGCAAAAGACUGAAAACUCAGGAGGGAACAUUCAGAGUCUGAUCAGUGGCAGUGGAGCUGGAAUGAUUAGUAAAACAAUCACAUACCCGUUUGAUCUCUUCAAGAAGAGACUGCAGGUUGGGGGCUUUGAAGCAGCCAGAGCUCACUUUGGCCAGGUGCGCCGUUAUCGAGGCCUGGUGGACUGCAUGGCUCAAAUAGCAAAGGAGGAGGGCGUUCGAGGCUUUUUCAAAGGCCUCUCACCGAGCCUCGUGAAGGCUGCACUUUCAACAGGCUUCACCUUCUUCUGGUAUGAGUUUUUCCUUAAUGCCAUGCGUAAUAUGAAGCAGAGACAGAAAACAGAAGGCUUCACCAAAGACCAGAGGGAAAGAUAAUGACAGGUAAAAACUACCAAUGGUCCAAAUCAUGCACAUGGGAAAAAAACUCACCUUGUUCUUUGCACUUACAAAUUCAACCGCUGGGUCAAAGUGUGUGUUGUCACUUUGUUUGUUGUCAUUUUAAAGGGUUUAUGUAUAACGAUGGCAAAACAGCCUCAUUUUAUCUGUACCUGUGCUGUUACACCUUUUUAAAAUAUGGGUAUUUUAAGGUGAGCUUGUGUUUAAAGAAUACAGUAAAUAUUCAAAACGUAAAUAUUCAAACUGAACUUUGCACAUUUCACAGUAAGGGAAUAGUUGGUGGCAGUGCUGUGCAAACACCAACGAUGGACAUUUGUGUUUAUCUAUUCUAUUCUGGCCUAUUAUCAUGGGUGAAGCAUGUGUUGUGUGUUAUUCUUGAAAUAAUAAUUUUGGACAUUAAAGAUAUUUUUAAAAUA